Messenger RNA from Portunus trituberculatus (swimming crab), 411 nucleotides. RefSeq names its product NADH dehydrogenase [ubiquinone] 1 alpha subcomplex subunit 2-like (gene ND-B8). The record is from RefSeq and is a predicted model, not a curated record. Bases 68 to 349 code for a protein of 93 amino acids. The transcript has 3 exons. Lineage: Eukaryota; Metazoa; Arthropoda; Malacostraca; Decapoda; Portunidae.
GUAUGACGGUAUCAUUAGGAUAGCUGCAGCAGCAGCAGCAGCAAAGGACGGCUCAGCUGGCGGGACCAUGGCGGCCAGAGCAGCAAUUAAAUUUGGACCUCAGCUUCGUGAACUGAGGAUUCAUUUGUGCCAGCGUUCUAGUGCGAGCCAGGGAGUGAGGGACUUUAUUGAGAAGAAUUAUGUUGAACUGAAGAAAGCAAACCCCAAGCACCCAAUCCUUAUCCGAGAGUGUUCUGGCGUCCUCCCCAAGGCCUGGGCUAGAUAUGACAUGGGCAAAGAAUCAAGUGCAUCCCUGGAAGGCUUGACAUCUGAACAAGUUGGAGAAGCUAUUUCAAAGUUGAAUGCCUGAUAGAUUAAUUAUUUAUUCAUGUACAUAAAAAUGUUUUCCUUGUGUAAUAAAACAUAAGCUGC